AUGACAAACGCUACAUCGAUAGCUACAGAUAUGGCUUCAAACGCAUUAAAAGGCGCAUACUCUUUCAUGAACUCACCAGUGGCUCCUGAAGUAGUGUUGGUACCCAAAAAAUCCCUUCUCGACUGGAUUUCAGAUGGUUAUUUGGCUCUAGCUCUGCCGGUAGUCGCAUACUGGUGUUUUUCGAUGAUAUUCCAUACCAUCGACACGUUGCAACUUGCUGAAAAGUAUCGUAUACAUCCUUCUAAGGAGGUUGCCGCCAGAAACAAGGCUGGCCGCAUGGAGGUUUUAUCCGAGGUUAUCUUUCAGCAUGUUUUGCAGACCGUAACUGGUGCGGUCGUCCUGCAUUUUGAUGCGGAGCCUAUGACUGGCUUCGAAGCGCGCGCUAUGUGGGAAUGGAGAAGAUCACUGCCAUUCUGGGUUCCAAAUGAGGUGAUAUAUUUUGGAUACAUGUAUGGUAUUUCUUUGCUUAGGGUAUUUGUGGGGUUCUGCAUCAUUGAUUCUUGGCAAUAUUGGCUACACAGACUCAUGCACACGAACAAAACCCUUUACAAGAUGUAUCACUCCAGGCAUCACCGACUAUAUGUCCCAUAUGCUUACGGCGCAUUAUACAACGCCCCAACGGAAGGGUUCUUGUUAGACACUUGUGGUGCAGGUCUUGCUGCUAUUUUGACUGGUUUAACUCACAGAGAACAGGUUCUACUAUAUACAUUCUCUACUAUGAAGACUGUUGAUGACCACUGUGGUUACGCUCUUCCAUGGGAUCCAUUCCAGUGGUUGUUUCCUAACAACGCUGUGUAUCAUGACAUUCAUCAUCAACAGUUUGGUAUUAAGACAAACUAUGCCCAACCCUUCUUUACCUUGUGGGACACCGUCUGUGGCACCAAGUUCCAUGGUUUUGAAGAGUACGAACGUGCUCAAAGACGUAUUACCAUUGACAAGUACAAGGAGUUCUUGAGUAAAAGAGAAGCUGAAAAGCAGGCCAAGAUCAGCAAGGGCAUUACUUCUAAGAAGGAUCAGUAG
Lachancea fermentati is the source of this 1020-nucleotide messenger RNA. The record is from the annotation of a GenBank genome assembly. Lineage: Eukaryota; Fungi; Ascomycota; Saccharomycetes; Saccharomycetales; Saccharomycetaceae.